Messenger RNA from Ochlerotatus camptorhynchus, 1285 nucleotides. Its product is annotated as larval cuticle protein A2B-like. The transcript has 3 exons. Gene Ontology annotation, cellular component: extracellular matrix. NCBI's taxonomy places the organism in Eukaryota, Metazoa, Arthropoda, Insecta, Diptera, Culicidae. The coding region runs from base 31 to 555 and encodes 174 amino acids. The record is from RefSeq and is a predicted model, not a curated record.
UGUGACAAACACCACACACGGAAUUCAAAAAUGGCAUUCAAAUUCGCAGUCUUCGCUGCCAUCGUGGCCGUCGCUAACGCCGUCGCCAUUGGAUACCCAGGUGCCUACCCAGGUGCCUACCCGGCCGCCUACCCAGCCGUUGGCGUUGCCAAGGUGGCCUCUCCAUAUGCCUACCCAGCUAUUGCCAAGGUUGCCGCUCCAGUACUCGCCAAGGCUGUUGAUGAUUAUGAUCCAAACCCACAGUACAGCUACAGCUACCACAUUGCCGAUGCUGUGACUGGAGACAAUAAGGAACAGCAGGAAUCUCGCUCCGGAGAUGUCGUCACUGGAUCCUACUCUCUGGUUGAACCCGAUGGCACCCGUCGUGUUGUUGAAUACACUGCUGAUCCAGUCAAUGGAUUCAACGCCGUUGUCCACCGCCAGCCACUUGCCGUCAAGGCUAUUGCCCCAGUUGCCAAGUAUGCCGCCCCUCUGGCAUACCCAGCUGCCCAUGUCGCCGGUUAUCCAGCUGCCCAUGUCGGAUAUCCAGCCUACGGAAAGGCCCUUAUUGGUUAAACUGAAAAGCCCAGCCUAAACACCUCUUCACUUCAACCCUUCUCAAGCACUUCCCCCUUGAAGUCAUUAGUUUAAACAACUAUUUAUCUAUUCUAAACUAUUUCUUUGUUAUCUAUGUCGCACUGUCCAUCUAUUUAUUUUCCCUCAAAGCUACAAAUGUGAGUUUUCUAGUUAUUCCGUGCUCAACUGAAUGCGUGUACAAAAGAUAUACAUAUAAUUGUAAAUAUGAAGAAUCUUAGUGAGUUGAGAUGCUACCCAAAGCAUUUCAUUCCUUGACUGUGUGAAUUGAACAGAGUGUAAAUUAUGCUACCGUAAGCUGUCGUGAUCGAUACUCAUUGCGAUCAAAUAAAUGCAAUUUCUACAAAAGGAAACAUUUCUUGUUAUUACUUAUUAAGCUUAAGUAACGGGACUACCAAUAUUCCCUAACCAUAUUUGAUUGAGUCACGUUCGUUAUAGGGAUUAACCAGACAAUUCUUUCCAUGAACUACACAUUUCAUUUUGAGAUACAGCAAUCUGCCUUACUGCAAUAAGCUCUAAACUGACAAGUUGAUCAAAAAGUCGUACCUGGUUUUGUAAACAAUGAGAUCCAACGUCAAUUUAUCGAAACUCACCCGCGCAAACUAAUACAAGCAGGCAACAUUUUCUCAACGUUUUUUAUUGAAAUUGCCACUUUAGAUUACAAAAUAGAGUUGAACUGAGAGGGUGAUCCAGAUUCGAAAAAUCUAAACGU